Molecule: messenger RNA, 1428 nt
Organism: Paramacrobiotus metropolitanus
Lineage: Eukaryota; Metazoa; Tardigrada; Eutardigrada; Parachela; Macrobiotidae
Exons: 4
Coding region: 218-1009 (263 amino acids)
Cellular component (GO): nucleosome
Molecular function (GO): protein heterodimerization activity; DNA binding; structural constituent of chromatin
Source: RefSeq, a predicted model, not a curated record
GCUGAUUUGCCACCGCCUUCAGUUUUAUUUUUGGUUGUUUUCGAUAUUAACGUUAAACCUCUUUCACGAACACUUCUAAAUAAGAACGAAUGUAAAAUCUAGAUACUGUGAUCUGCCUAACCGUUGAAUCAUUUUCGGAUUAUCAGACUGCCACUGUUUGUAAAUAGUGCUGCUCUGUAGUCUGUAUGGGAUUGGGCACUGCAUAGCAGGACUCAAAAUGCCGCGCACCAAACAGCCUGCUCCGUCGCAGGGUCGACUGCGUAAAUCCAUCGUUGCGCCGCGACGACGCGAUGAGACCCCGGAAGAGCGAGAGUCCACUCCGGAUCCGGAAGAGGAGCAGCAGGAAGAGGAGCAGGAGAACAUGCAGACCGACGACGAGGACACGGCCAGUCAGCAGUCGGCGGCCAGCGAUACCACCGUUGUGGAGAGUGUGCAUGAACGGCCAUCACGAGCGCCUGCCUCGUCGCAGAAAACGGGCACUAGCACCCGUCCGCAGGUGGCUCGUAAGCACGUCCGUCAGAGCGCAGACAUGGCCCGCAAGCGCGUCACCUCGCAGCCGGAGGUGCCGCGUCCGCGUACACGGGAAGGCCAUCGUUCCGCGACGAAGCAGGUGGCCUACAAGAGCAACAAGAGCCGUAAAGUCAGCUCACAGGAUUCCGCGUCCAGCAGUCGCCCGGCUAACAAGACUAAGCGACGCACGCGCCCGGGCGUGUUGGUGCUGCGCGAUAUUCGUCGUCUGCAGAAUUCCACGGCACUUCUGAUUCCGCGCUUGUCCUUUGGACGGCUGGUGCGCGAAAUCACCGCCAAAUUCGCCAAAGAUAUGCGCUUCCAGCCCGUUGCACUGCAGGCCAUUCAGGAGGCGGCGGAAUUCUUUCUGGUUUCACUGUUCGAGGACGUUAACUUAGCAGCUAUUCACGGGCGCCGCGUGACAGUCAUGCCGCGGGAUAUGAGCUUGGUUCUGAAGAUUCGUGGAGACGCCAGCUAUCGUGUCCUCGCCGCCCGCAUGUAAAACCGCGGAUUGCUGCUUCAUCGGAGGGAUGAAGACAGUCAUGAAGUUUCCUGCAGUUUAGCCGUAUUUUGGCAGCCAUAAUCACUGACGCACUUCACGUUUUUUCACUCUUCUUGCAUUGUAUAGUUUCCCACUUUCUCAUGAUAGCGUAUUUAACUAAUAAUUAUUACUGUUACUGAGGAUCUUUAUUACGUGCUUAAUUUUUAUUAAUAAUUAUCAGUUAAAAGUAACAUACUAAUGAAACUUCCUGCGGCUCGGCUCUUCUUUGUUCAGUAUCUUCGAUUUUGGUAAAGUUGUUGCUGUUGGAAAACUUGCCAUCUCUGGACCAUGUUCUGUUUAACAUGGAGUGAAGAUUUUUGGGGUAGUUUUCUUGCUAUAACCGUUUCAGUAUUUCAGCACUCAAUAAGGAUUAAAAUUGA